Molecule: messenger RNA, 429 nt
Organism: Echinococcus granulosus
Lineage: Eukaryota; Metazoa; Platyhelminthes; Cestoda; Cyclophyllidea; Taeniidae
Exons: 4
Coding region: 1-429 (142 amino acids)
Source: RefSeq, a predicted model, not a curated record
AUGGACGCGAAAGCACCCACAACAUUACUUAACAACUACACAUUAGUCCCGUUCAAAGUAGCAAAAGUUUAUGCUCUACCAUCCUUUAAACGCAAGGCACUUUACUGGGUUGGCUUAGAGGAUCCUCAUUUCUUCAAAAAGCAGUUACAUUUAUCACAAAAGAACUUUCAUGGAAAAUGCAGUACAUACUCUGGGAUAGCGUUGGUUGCUAAUCCCAUAUUUAGUAGAAAGAUAGCGGAAGGCGCUCUCAAUGCACAGUCCGUGAGCAUCUUGAACGGAGAAACGCCCGUUGACAUUGCUGUCUUGUGGAUUUGGUGGAUAUUUUUAGCUGGUAUAAUUUGUCUUAAGAUAUGGAUGCAGAAUCAUGAUAUCUGUGAAACGAGUGCAAAAAUAAAUAAUUUAAAUUCAAUUAUCGUUCACAGAAAGUGA